This is a messenger RNA of Thermochaetoides thermophila DSM 1495, 1266 nucleotides long. RefSeq names its product transcription factor regA-like protein. The record is from RefSeq and is a predicted model, not a curated record. Gene Ontology annotation, cellular component: endoplasmic reticulum. The coding region runs from base 1 to 1266 and encodes 421 amino acids. The transcript is spliced from 2 exons. Gene Ontology annotation, biological process: regulation of lipid storage. Lineage: Eukaryota; Fungi; Ascomycota; Sordariomycetes; Sordariales; Chaetomiaceae.
AUGUCGACUUGGGCCUCCUUGCCCUUCCGGGUCCGGAAUUCGGGUUCUGCCCCUGAGGGUUCCUCCAUUGCCCUUAGCCUAGCAGUAGCCGCAGGCCUUGCAAUCCUCGUCCGGACAACGCGGAACCUACUCCAAAGCAACCCAGAUCCAGACCGUAAAUACAACCUUCCCCCAAACGUCAUCCCCUCGCCGCGCUUAACUCAGCUCCCCUCUUUAACUCCCACUGAGGUCGCCACCCUCCCCUACCCACCCGACGUGCUCCCUGGCGCACGCGACGUGCCAACACCUUAUGGCACGAUUCAUGUAUUCGAGUGGGGUCCUGUUGAUGGGGAGAAGGUUCUCCUCCUACAUGGCAUAAGCACGCCCUGCCUGGCGCUGGGCUCCGUGGCCGAGGAACUCGUUCGUCGAGGGUACCGCGUGAUGCUGUUUGACUGGUUUGGCCGAGGAUGGUCAGACGCACCGGUGCCAGGGCUGGGCCUAGGGGGAACAGAGUUUGAUGUCCGGUUGUACAUGACACAAAUCUUGUUGGUGCUCGCAUCAAGUCCCCUUCCGUGGACGGGGAAUGAUGGGUUCCACUUAGUCGGGUAUUCAUUGGGAGGAGGAGUUGGGGCGGCGUUUGCAAGAUGGUAUCCGAGAAUGGUUAAGAGCUUGGUGGUCGUGGCUGGUGGAGGGCUGAUCAGGAAGGACCAUGUCAGCUGGAGCAGCAGGAUACUGUAUUCGGCAGGAUGGUUGCCGGAAGCCUUUGUGCGCUGCAAGCAGAAAAAUGAGAAGCACAAGAACAGCGACGUGAACGGCGGCCAUGGAUGGGACGAUUCUGUGUUACUGGCAAGCAGGCCUGGAUAUACCGUUUCAUCGGUCAUGCGGUGGCAGCUGCGGCAUCAUGAAGGUUUCAUCCCCGCAUUUAUCAGCAGCAUCCGCUACGCCCCAAUUUACGAGCAGACCAAUGAUUGGUGUGAGCUGGGACGACUGCUGGCGGAGAGGAGGGAGAAGAAACAAAGGGCUGUUGCUGUACUGGAGGGUAGUAAAUGGGAGGACGUUGGGAUGGAGGAAGAACAGGAGUUGCCUGGCUUGAGGGCCGGCAAGAUCCUGUUUGUGUUGGGCGCGGAUGACCCGGUCAUUGUUAAGGAAGAAGUACUGCAUGAUGCUACUGCGGUACUGGGUGAGGACGGGUUUGAUGCGGUCAUCUUGAACUGUGGUCACGAGCUUGUAAUGAGCAAUGGAGCUCAGGUUGCCGCUGUCAUGGAUGGCUUUUGGAAGAGGAUGUGA